Molecule: messenger RNA, 3467 nt
Organism: Anneissia japonica
Lineage: Eukaryota; Metazoa; Echinodermata; Crinoidea; Comatulida; Comatulidae
Exons: 13
Coding region: 164-1441 (425 amino acids)
Biological process (GO): regulation of membrane potential; regulation of synaptic plasticity; positive regulation of synaptic transmission
Cellular component (GO): cytoskeleton of presynaptic active zone; presynaptic membrane
Molecular function (GO): transmembrane transporter binding; small GTPase binding
Source: RefSeq, a predicted model, not a curated record
UCGGCGAGAAUCAAUCCGACAGCGAACGGCGACCGUAGACGCUAGUCUUUGUCCAGUCUGGAAUAAAGUUUUUGUAUAUAGCAACAUCGAUGAAAGCAAUGUCAGUGCGUUAGGACUUGAAUUUACUCUGUGGGAUGAUAUACCGAAAGGGAGAAACGUAUUCAUGGGCGAGGUUCUUCUAGAUUUAGCAGACUGUGAUUUAACUGGACAAACAAAAUGGUACAACCUUUGUGACCAUGACGAAAACAAUGGACCCCUCCCAAAAUCUUCUCCAGCAGAAGUCCGCAAGACGUCUCCGUGCUUUACGCGUGGCCUUCCAUCAAUGCCAGCUCACGACAAGGUGAAAGAAUUGUGGGAAAAUGGUUAUCUAACUCUGAGAUCUCAAGGUAAUCGAAGUGGCAGUGACACAUCUCUGUGCAGUACUCGCAGCUGUGAGGAGCAUUGGACACACGAUCGUUCCGCCGUCGGAACUACAACAUUACCGUCACCAACAGUUAUCAAGCAGCUUACUGCAUUCUUGUACGCCUGUCCUCCUCAACCGUCUACGAAACUCGAACGAAGAAGCUCUCUAUUUUCUUACAGUGCUAGGCCUAAGAUUAAGGUUUUGAGUGCCGAUACAGUGCAUGAGGUGCAUGGUUUGACCGUGAGCGACAUUUUCCGACCUCGCUCAUCUACCCUACCUAUAUCAAGCCUACGACGAUGUGCAUCUGACCGGCAACCUACGGUAAAGAACCAGGCAAAAACAAUUCUUCGAGCGACCAACAGCGACGCUUCUUUGAACACCCAGCAAAAGUCAAAAGGUUUAUUCAGAAGACGUUCAUCAUUCCGUAGAACAGAUAGCACAUCCAGUGACAGGUCAAGGGAAAGCGCCGCCAGUGUCGGCAGCACAGAUUCCGACAUCUUUAUAAGUACGCUGUUGUCGCAGAAUCUCGAGGACGACAACGCGAUCCAAGACGAUGAGCCAACAGGAACACCCGAAGGGCCAGGUCAAGCUAAGCUGCAAAAUAAUGGUAUGAGAGUGUGCGGCUACAUAAUGUUAGAUAUGACUGUUAGUAAGGGUUACCUGGAGGUACUGGUAAUAAAGGCACAUGGCCUCGGGAUUUCCCAGUCGGAGCCGAUAGAUACAUACGUCAAAACCUAUUUGAGGGACUACAAGAAAAAAUUACAAAAGAAGAAAACUAGGGUUAUCAAAAAAUCAUCCAAUCCCGUUUACAUGCAGAAAUUGACCUACUCCGCGUGUGAUAUCGAUAGGCGGAUUCUACAGGUAGGAGUUUGGAAAAAGGGUUCAGGAAUCGAGAGUAACAAACAACUUGGAGAAACUCGAAUUCACUUGGACAAGUGUUCACUCGAUCACAUGGAGCACACUAAAGGGUGGUAUACACUUUACCCAUCUCUAGCUUUCGCGAGAAGCGACUCAGUCGAGUCCCAGGCUUCCAUGUAACUACUGAUGAAGGGUUUUCAAAGACGAUUCCAUAUCGAUAACAAGAUAGUUUAUAAGUUUUUCUAUUGAUAAAUAAAGCGAACCAACUGGUUGAAUUUAUAAUUAUAACUGUGCAUGUGAAUUGUAUAAGGUCAACUUAUUUCGUGCCUAAUUCAUCAUUUCUGAGCUUUUAGGAAGUUUUAAGUUAUGUCCGAUUAAGUUUGGCAACCACAUGACAAUUUAUUCUAAUGCUAAAUAUUAAUGUAUUCAUUAAUCUACAAUUAUAAUUAAUACGUUUUAUGCUCAUCACAUUUCACUGCAUUGCCGUUACUCUCCCUUGAGAUUUAGCCAAAUAGGUAAGCUUUCUGUAAGCCCAGGUUUAUAUAUACUGAGUAAAAAAUUUAAUCGACAGUAUCCUAAUCCUAAUUUGUAGGCCCUAGCACUUUAAUUGGAAAACAGUAAGCCCUGUGUCUUCUUAAAACUUCAAAUCAAACAAACAUGAUAUUAUGUAGAAAGCAGUAGUUUAUUGGAUUAUAAGCCCAAUGUUAUAGAGAGCCUGUCCAAAAUAUAAAAAAAAAAUCUACCGACAAAGUAGCUCAUCCUUAAGAUUAUAUGAUAUAGAGUAGUCCAUAAAGGAGGAAAGAUAAAGAUGUCUGUACGGAAAUUAUGAUCAAAAGUAGGAUAUAUAGAUGUCUAGAGUUGUCAAUAACAGCAGAUUUGGUUGAGGGCGCAUUCCAGCCCUAAAAUUAAGGAUAGGAAAAUUCGAUUUAUAGCUAUAUAGCUAUAAUUAUUGUAAUUACCGUCGUAGAAAUCAACUUUUGAUGUCAUGAUCAUGAACAAUUUUAAAUAUAGUACUCUCGGUAAAGAAAAUCACUUAAAACAUUGAAUUGGUUAUUCAUUUUAAGAGGAUCAAAGUUGAAGAACAUAUUUAUAAAUUACAGUAUUUGCCUUACUGACUGACUAGAUGUAGUAUUGAAGUUACUUGACAAAAUUCACACUACAACUUAUGCAGUCUUCCAAAGAGAAAAUUUAGUUAUAUCUAUAUCCCUUCCAGCCAAAAUGCCUUAAAGCGGUUUCAUCAAUGGAAGUUUUGAGAAUCUAUAAAUCAUAGGCCUACGAUGAGCUUUUGUUUUGUUUUUGUUUUUGGUUUUUUUUUCUGAUGCCCGCGAUAAAAAUAAGAUAUUUUUAUAUAAGUAGUAAGAUAAUCAAUGGUGGACUGCUUUUUAUUAUACUUUUACAAAAUUAUUAUAUAUUUGAUGGAUUCGUUUGUAAAAUUAAGCCUGUAUUUUAUAUAUUUGUAAGUAAUAUUAAUAUAUCUUAUGUCUGUUUCAGUGCCUUAUUAUUCGUGAUUAAAGCGUAUGUAACAUCAGGUUCAUUUUACUAUUCACUCAUGUUAGAAAUAAUAUAGGCGCAUAUGGUGUAUUAUAAAAGUCAAGCAAGGAAAAAAUAUAUAUGGGUGAUUUCGAGAAUAUAAUAUUAAUAGGCCAACGCGUAACUAAAAUAAGAAGUGACAUUUUUAUAUGCUGAUCUUUUCAACAAUUAUAUGAAAUUAAUAUUGUUAUAUUACUACAACUACGAAUAUUAGCAAAUCAUAACUUCAAAAACUAAAGUGCUCCUGAAAUAAAGUGUAGUGCUGAGGGUAACUGUAAACCAACUUUACGAUAAGCAAUGAAGAUGUAUUUCUUUACUUUUCAUAAAUAGGGAAGUUUUCAAAAUCACAACAUAAACGUCAGGCCUACACAUCACAAUUACGACUUUACUACGCAUAUUUUGUUGAGUUCUAAUAGUCUUCUUCGUAUCAAAAUCCGACCAAUUCGGCGUACCAGUAUUAAACGUAUCAUCUGUAUGAAAAACCCACCGUAGUGUACAAUGGUCCUUUAUGUGUCUUGUGAUUUUUUAAAAUGUUGACGUACAGUAGUAGUUAGAAAAUAGAGUAAAUCUCUUUUUGUUUUAGUUAAUUAUUUUCAAAUAGCAGCAGGUAUGUUUAAUAAAAUAGGCCUAAUCAAUUCGUAUUGAAUUUAUAUAUGUUGUAUAAAUUAAAUUUAUA